UCCAUCAAUCCAAGAAUCUAGCCAGCCUCGUAGCGAGGAGCCCCACCAUUUCCACUUUCAAUUUUCGAAAGGGCCAAAGCGCAAACGCAGCAACAGCACCACGGGAGGAGAGCAGCAGUGAUGGCCGGAUACAGAGGCGAAGAUGAAUACGAUUACUUGUUCAAGUUGGUUUUGAUCGGCGAUUCUGGAGUGGGUAAAUCCAACCUUCUCUCCAGGUUCACCAAGAACGAGUUCAAUCUCGAGUCCAAGUCCACUAUCGGCGUCGAGUUCGCUACCAAAAGCCUCACCAUCGAUGGCAAGGUCAUCAAGGCUCAAAUUUGGGACACCGCCGGCCAAGAAAGGUAUCGCGCCAUUACUAGUGCUUACUAUAGGGGUGCUGUUGGUGCUCUGCUUGUUUAUGAUGUCACCCGGCGUCCUACAUUUGAGAACGUAGGGAGGUGGCUAAAGGAAUUGCGGGAUCAUACAGAUCCCAACAUCGUCGUAAUGCUCAUUGGCAAUAAAUCAGAUCUUCGACACCUUGUGGCUGUCCCAACUGAUGAUGGCAAAGCAUUAGCAGAGAGGGAGUCCCUAUAUUUCAUGGAGACUUCAGCAUUGGAAGCUACCAAUGUGGACAAUGCCUUCACAGAAGUACUUAAUCAAAUAUACCACAUUGUGAGUAAGAAAGCGGUUGAGGCUGGUCAGCAGGCUUCUGCUUCAAAUGUCCCAUCUAAAGGAGAGACUAUUAACGUCAAAGACGACAUGUCUGCUUGGAAGAGAAUUGGAUGCUGUUCGAGCUAGGGUUGGCAUUCAAUGGGAGUGGCGAUUGUUUCUGCUAGAUUGCCUGUUUCUUUGUACAUUAAUGAUACAAUUUACUAACCAUGAAAACACAGCAAGGUGUAUUCUCUAUGAGCCUCUGGUUAAACUAGAGCUGGCCCUAAUCUGCUUGUAGAAUGUGAAGACAAAGUGCUUGUAUUUCAUAAACAGUCUUGUUUUUAAUUUGAGAUUAUGGAGAAAUGAUUGUUCUACCCA
This is a messenger RNA of Diospyros lotus (date-plum), 1008 nucleotides long. Its product is annotated as ras-related protein Rab11D. NCBI's taxonomy places the organism in Eukaryota, Viridiplantae, Streptophyta, Magnoliopsida, Ericales, Ebenaceae. The coding region runs from base 121 to 777 and encodes 218 amino acids. The transcript is spliced from 2 exons. Gene Ontology annotation, molecular function: GTP binding; GTPase activity. The record is from RefSeq and is a predicted model, not a curated record. Gene Ontology annotation, cellular component: endosome.